AUGAUGAAGACGACUUCAUCCUUGCUCGUUUCCUUCUGUCUCCUUCUCAUACAAGAUGUUAAAGAAACUCAAGGACGAUACUUAGAGCAAAAUGAGAACAACAAUGGAAAUUACAAUGGAAACAACAACAACAACAAUGGUUUCCAAUAUGAACAGUACAAAAACGAUCUGUCCUACAAAUGGGGAAAUGCAUCUGCCCAAGUGGGAGAGGACUUGGAUGGUAUGUGGCAUACAACACCUUCCGAAUGGGGAGAUGAGUAUUGGGAAGUUCUCAUUGGGAUCAUUGGAGUUGCUCUAGCCGCGACAUUCUGUUUCAUGUUGAUCUGCUGCACACCCUGCUGUUGCAGCUACGAUGACGAACCACGGUACGUCGCAACACAAGAAGAGUAUGAUGCAAGAAGAAGAAUGAAGCAACCUAUCUUGGACCAGGAGGGCAGACCUCACGGAAGUCGUACAAGAAGAGUUUCUGGCUCCAAGAGAGGAACAGCAGCCGACCCUGAUGUCCAAAAUUCCACACAACACACAUCUACUGAGGAUCCUCCCACUUCAAGGAAUGAUCCAAAAAAAAGGCGCCGAAGAACGUUGUGGGAGGAGACUAUUGUCGUAUGGAAAGACUUCUUCCGUAAUGGCCUUUACGUUCCAGAUGAUACGAUGAGCCAUUAUACCCGAGAAGCUAAAGAGGAACAACGCCGACGAAGAUCGAGAUCAGCUUCUAGAAGAAAACGAUCGUUAUCGCGGAAUAAACGACGAGGAGAAAUGGUGUAG
Cylindrotheca closterium is the source of this 765-nucleotide messenger RNA. Lineage: Eukaryota; Bacillariophyta; Bacillariophyceae; Bacillariales; Bacillariaceae. The record is from the annotation of a GenBank genome assembly.